AUUGAUUCUCAGAACAGUACACCCAAAGAGGAACUGCUGAGCAUGUGGGGAGAGCGACUAACUUGCGAAAAGGACGUUUGGGGUGUGUUCGAGCGUUUCAUCAGUGGAGAGAUAAACGAACAUGGAGUAAAGGUGACAACUAUGCCAUGGUCUGACGCGGAACUUGAGCCAGAGACAUUCCUGCUCAAGGACAAACUGGCAGAGCUGAAUAGAAAGGGCAUUCUCACCAUCAAUUCCCAG
This is a messenger RNA of Notodromas monacha, 240 nucleotides long. NCBI's taxonomy places the organism in Eukaryota, Metazoa, Arthropoda, Ostracoda, Podocopida, Cyprididae. The record is from the annotation of a GenBank genome assembly.